ACCCUCCCCCUCUCCUCACCUCCCCUGCUGCCCGCGGCCCCGCGCCGGAGCAGGUGGCGGCGGCGGCGGCGCUGCGACCAUCUUCGCUGUGACUCAUCCGGGCUACGACCCACGUCAAGGUGUUGCUAGUUGCAUUCGUUGGAGUUGCGGCUUCCACCGAAUCCCCCAAUCCACCCCCGCCAUGGCGUUCUGGGGGGUGGAAGUGAAGCCCGGGAAGCCCUACACCCACACCCACCAGGCUGACCAUGGUCGCCUCCGCAUUUGUCAGGCUACACUGGGCAAUUGUGAUGCUGCUGCAAGGACAGUGCUGCAAUGCAAUGUUGGCAACAAGAUUCCCAUCAAACUUUGUAGUCUCAAUCCAAAAUUGGCUGAGACAUGCCAUCUAGAGAUUGAGUUUGAGGAGGUCGAUGAUGUUGUCUUUUCAGUGAUUGGUCAAAGUUCGAUUCAUCUCUCUGGAUACUAUGUCCGUGCAAGCAGCAGGUCCAAUGUGGGAGAUGAUGAAUCAGAAUCUUAUGGGGAAGAUAUUGGGCACUCCGAUACUGAUGAGGAGCAUGAUGCCAGUGAGGACAGCUAUGAAUCUGACUUUAUUGAUGAUCGUGAAGUUCCAACACCUGAGAAGUAUGGGUCUGAUUCUAUAGAUGAUAGUGAUUAUGAGUGCACCCUUCGACGACGACGCAAACAAAAAGCUGUUGAAAAACCGACUCAAAAGGCUGAAAGACGGCGGCGCUUGAAGAAGCACCAAGUAGAUAGCACCGAUGACAAUUAUGAUGAUACUCCAGUCACGAAGCCUGUUGUUAAGCGCAGUGCUAAAAUAUUUGAUAGCGGUGAUGAUGACACUCCAGUCACGAAGCCUGUUGACAAGCGCAGUGCUCCCUCAAUGUUUGAUAGCAGCAGUGAUGAAGAUGAUAAUGUACCUAUAUCUCUUGCAUUGGGUAAGAAAGACAAUGCUAAGGUUGCUGAGGAAACUGACCCUCAAAAUGGACAGGCAAAUGACAUCACCAAAAAAAAGAUUGUUGAUGUCAAGAAAAGAAAACAUUCUGCCAUCAGUGAGGAUCCUGCAUUAUCAAUGGAUACAACAGAUGUUAAUGCAACAUCUGUUUCAAAACAAGGCGAUGAAAUAAAAAAGAAAUCAAAGAAAAAGAUGAAAAAUCAAUCAGGGGAGAAGGAUGAGAAGCAGUCCAAUAUAAGAACAUUGGAAGAUGGGUUGAUGGUAGAAGAUCUAUCAAUAGGAAACAUUGAUGCAAAAGUGGCUUCUGAUGGCUGCAAGGUCUACAUAAAAUAUGUUGGCAUGUUGAAGAAUGGGAAAAUUGUUCAGUCUAAUGCUAGUGAAAAGCCUUACAAGUUCAAGCUUGGUGCUGGAAAAGUUAUUCGUGGAUGGGAUGUUGGUAUUCGUGGUAUGCGUGUUGGGGAGAAAAGAAAGGUUACAGUCCCACCUUCCAUGCUCUCUGGCGGUAAAUCAGUGGGAGAAGUACCUGAUAAUUCUUCAGUCAUAUAUGAAAUCGAGUUAGUGAAAGUGAAAUAGAGAAAAAUGUCAAGCUUUUGCAUGUGCCCUAUGUCGACAUCUGCAACAGUUACAGGAAUUUUGUUGAUACGCAGAUGAUCAUGCUCAUAUUUUGCUUCCUUCUGGAAGAAUUUCUAUGUGUCUCUCAUGCUGCGCCAUAGGACAUUUAGCAAUGGACUGCAGCGGAUGCUUCUCUAUGCAUGCCUUAAGCAGAAAAUUUUGUCAGACUAGCAAAUGUUGCUACUUGGUUUUGCACUGCCUAGCUACAUUACUUUGUAAACUGCAUAUGAUGGGUGAAGCACUAUUGUGGUCUGGUAACUUGCCAUAGUGACUACUACACGGUUCACUGCUUUGAAUCGUGUUUCUUGUCAAUGAUUGAUUUACUGGCGUAAUAGUUUGAUCA
This is a messenger RNA of Sorghum bicolor (sorghum), 1904 nucleotides long. RefSeq names its product peptidyl-prolyl cis-trans isomerase FKBP53. Lineage: Eukaryota; Viridiplantae; Streptophyta; Magnoliopsida; Poales; Poaceae. Bases 182 to 1522 code for a protein of 446 amino acids. Gene Ontology annotation, molecular function: peptidyl-prolyl cis-trans isomerase activity. The record is from RefSeq and is a predicted model, not a curated record. The transcript is spliced from 11 exons.